Molecule: messenger RNA, 3198 nt
Organism: Scophthalmus maximus (turbot)
Lineage: Eukaryota; Metazoa; Chordata; Actinopteri; Pleuronectiformes; Scophthalmidae
Product: calcium release-activated calcium channel protein 1
Exons: 2
Coding region: 426-1088 (220 amino acids)
Biological process (GO): store-operated calcium entry
Cellular component (GO): membrane
Molecular function (GO): store-operated calcium channel activity
Source: RefSeq, a predicted model, not a curated record
AGAGGAGAGCAUCCGACAGAGUGAACAAAGUUGUUGUUGUUGUUUUUUUUACAGUUGUCUGGCGGGAAAUCUUGAGAUUUCCGCGCUGGGCUAAGCGCAACGCCUCCGCGUUGGACACACUGGCACAGGAAAAGGCCGGACAACCGACGAACACUGGCGCAAGGCGGCGAACUCCUGCAGCGCCAGUGAGCAGCGGUGCAUUGUGGGUAGCCUGUGUGUGUGUGUUUCCUUGAAGACUUGACAGCCAGCUGCCGCGGGGAAGUUUUCACAUAGUUUUGAUAGUUAGUGUCUGUAUCCAGUGCCAAUAGAUGUUGACUUAGUGGACGCACGUUUGUUUGUUUGUUUGAGCGCCGUCGUGUGAAUCGAUCCCGGUUGGUGACGGUGAUAGUUAUCAUUAAAUAGCAAAAAAACAAACAAACUCCGCAAUGAGUUUGAGCGAGCACUCCUUGCAGGCGCUGUCGUGGAGGAAACUGUACUUGAGUCGAGCCAAGUUGAAAGCCACCAGUCGGACGUCAGCGCUGCUGUCGGGCUUCGCCAUGGUUGCAAUGGUGGAGGUUCAGCUGGAGCGGGAUCAUAAUUAUCCUCCAGGGCUGCUCAUAGCCUUCAGUGCCUGCACCACAGUUCUGGUUGCCGUACACCUCUUUGCCCUCAUGAUCAGCACCUGCAUCCUGCCCAAUCUCGAGGCCGUCAGCAACGUUCACAACCUCAACUCUGUCCACGAGUCUCCCCACGAGCGCAUGCACCACCACAUAGAACUGGCCUGGGCUUUCUCGACAGUCAUUGGCACCCUCCUCUUCCUGACAGAGGUGAUGCUCUUGUGCUGGGUGAAGUUCUUACCGCUCAAAAGCAAAACCGAAGAAAACAACGGCACCAUAAGUUCCGGCGAGGCGGCUGCCAUCGCUUCAACUUGCAUCAUGGUGCCGUUUGGAAUUGUUUUUAUUGUGUUCGCUGUCCACUUUUACCGCACACUCGUUAGUCACAAGACGGAUCGGCAGAUCCGAGAGCUGGAGCAGGUCAUCCGGCUCCAGAACCAGCUGGACCACAGGGUCGAGAAUGACGACCUGAAGGCAACUGUUCAUUUCCCUUGAUUAUAGCCAAUCAACAUCUAACACUCAACAGUGCCUUUAUUGUGAAAUCUCCUCUUAAAGCUUUAUAUAUAAUGUUUAUGAACUGUGCUCAGAUGCCUCUUCUGAUUAUCGCGAGCCUUAUCUGUCGAUCGUUGCAGGUUUUCGACUUGGACAAUGCAUGCUCACAAACUUCUACACGUUGCGUAUAUAAGGAAAAUAGUUUAACUUGAAAGUAAAUAAAUUGCCCCCAUGUGCUUACAAUUCAGUGGCUUGCUGAAUGACAUAUUUCAUAUGACUUGUUACUGAUUUGAUAAGAAAAGGGUACUGUAUAGUAAUGAAUAUGAAGUUGCUGUUUAGCUGUAAACAACACUGGAGAACAUCAUUUAAUUUCAACACAACUGUAAACUCUGGGUCGAAUAUGAAGGUCCACAUCUGAUCCAAGCUAUAGCAGUAAUCUUAAAGAUGCACCCCCCCCCCCAAUGAUUCUUAAAGGAUAAGCAUUCUAAUGGAUGAGAAUGUCAUUUAUAUGAGAAUCACUGUCUGGUGGCUUCAAAACCAAAAUCCUAGAAGAAAUUGCAUAAUUUUGAAAUAUUUACUAAUCCAUAGGGGUUUUGUUUUGUUUGGUUGAUAAACGCAUACAUUUUUACCCUGACUGAACUGAAUGGUUGCUUGUAGGAACUUGUUUAUUUUGCCCUAGUUACCAGUUUUAGGUUGUGUCAAAUGUUUGCUCCUUUCCUAUUCCCUUAUCAAGUUUUGAACAUUUUGAAUUUUACUAUUUGCAUAAGUCUCUUUUGAGGAACUCCUAGAAUAACAUACAAACAUAGACAUUGUUAAAUACAUAUAUAUAAUAUAAUAUAUAAAAAGAAUAUAUGAAUGUCAGCAUCCACCAGUAUUUAUGUGCAAUCUGAGGCAACAGGAACAUAGAAAGAAGUGCUGGUCCGGAAAAAGCUUUUGUCAUUUUUAAAAAUUUCUUUUGCAAUGGUUGGAGGUGGGAAUCUGAGUGAAUAUCUAAGGGUAGCCUUUAGAGUCUCUUUCUUCAUUCAGGGGAUCCAUGCUCUUGUUCAGUCAAUCUUGUGUAAACAUUUAGUUCCUGUUUUGAAAAAUUGUUGUUACAAAUAUUAUUACGCAGGAUGCACAUAUUGGACUCAUUCGGUAUAAAUGUGUGUUUUGUAUGUAUCAUAGUUUACAAGCUUGAGCACGUUGACACAUUGUCUAGGUUGAAAGUGUGGAGUAUAAUGGGUUGUUUUAUUUUUGUCCUGUGGCACAUAGUUGAAUUGUUAAUUUUCUCUACAUUGUGUUUUUUUUGUUUUUAUUGGUGCAAAAACUCAUGAGCACUUUUAGAGCACCAUGGCAAUUUAUUGUUAUCAGUUACACUGUUUUGGCAAAACUUUCAUAUUGGCAUAUCAUAUCCCCAAAUGUGCUUCCCAUAAUAUGCAGAAUUGGCAAAAAUAUUUGCAGUGAGAUUUUGAACAGGAAUAUAUCGAUUCUUUAUUUAGGCUUUUGGUCAACAAACGGUACCAACCCUUUUUAUGUGAAAAUGUGAGUUUGCAUUUUGUCAUGUGAUUUUUUAAAUUCUUAACUGUAUAAUAUACAGUUUAAUAUACUGUAUUCAUACCAAGGUAAUGCUGUGGUCAUUAGUGCAAUAUCAGUUUUGUCUUAGUUACCCACUUAUUGCUGGUGUAGACCUAAAGCUCCCUAAAUGUUCAUUGGAACUGUCCUGAGCACAUAUAAUGAUAUGGUAUAACACUGUGUCAGUGGGGCACGCAGCAGAGAACGUGUGUCCACAAGGGGUUUGUAACUUACAGGGUUUCUUUAAGACUUAAAAAAAAAAAGAAGAUACGUUUAUGCCGAUCGACACUGGGACACUUCUGAUAAAAGUCUUCCACAUGUGCCUUCUAUGCAAACAGAUCAAUGCUUCUUUGUUUCACUUGUGUGGUUUAUUUAUUUAAUCAAGUGUAUGUUACUGUACAUAGAGAGGUUGCUGCUUGUCUGAAUGCAUGGCUUUAAAGCGAAAUAUCAGCCCAAACUGUAUUUUUAAGCUUUAGCAGCUCAAGAAGCUGCCGCUUUUCACCCUGUUAAGAUUCUCUGGGACUUUUGUUUUCAGUUUGAAUAAAACACAUUUGAGAUGAUA